AUGAUCCCCGAAGAGGAGAGCCCCCCGGCGGGGGAAACCGAGGAAGAUGGGGAUGGAGGCUUCCUGCCCGGGCUUCAGCCCUCCCAGAGUGGCAGCACCCGCAAGGGCUGCGACCCUUGGGCACAAACGCAGCGGAGCAAGUUACAACACCGCCGGGCGCGAAUUAACCAGCAGAUCAACAAGGAGAUGAGGAUGCGUGCAGGUGCAGAAAACCUGUUCAGGGCUACCAGUAACAACAAGGUCAAGGAAACGGUCGCUUUGGAGCUCAGUUAUGUCAAUUCGAACCUGCAGCUGCUGAAGGAAGAGUUGGAGGAGCUGAACAGCUGUAUGGGGGCUUACCAGAACGACAGUGACUCCAUUAGCGUUCCGAUGAUCCCACUGGGGCUGAAGGAGACCAAGGAGCUGGACCUUGCGGGACCCUUGCAGGAUUUGAUUCGGGACCACUACGGCGAGGACGGGGCCUUAUACGAGGCUGAGAUCAAAGAGUUUGUGGAAUUGCGGCAAGCCAUGCGAACCCCCAGCCGAAAUGAAGCCGGCCUGGAACUUCUCAGGGAAUACUACAGUCAACUUUACUUUCUCGACAACCGUUUCUUCCCUCCCAAUAAGAACUUGGGGGUCUUCUUUCACUGGUAUGACUCGCUGACGGGAGUCCCUUCGCACCAGCGUGCCCUGGCCUUUGAGAAGGGGAGCGUCCUCUUCAAUAUUGGGGCGCUGCACACGCAGAUCGGAGCUCGCCAGGAUCGUACCACCUUGCAGGGCGUGGACUGCGCCAUCGAUGCGUUCCAGAAGGCAGCGGGAGCCUUCAACUACCUGAAGGAGAACUUCUCCAACGCGCCCAGCCUGGACAUGAGCUCUGCCUCCUUGAACAUGCUGGUGCGGCUGAUGAUCGCCCAAGUGCAGGAAUGCGUCUUCGAGAAGGCCCUCCUCCUCUGGGCCCAGAGCGACUUCCUCACCUGCCUGCAGCUGGCCCAGGAAGCAGCCAGGUUGGACGAGGUGUACUCUCUGGUGUAUCAGACCAUGAGCCAGCCGCACGUGAAGGACUACGUCCCGUUCUCAUGGACCACUAUGGUGCACGUCAAGGCGGAACACUUCAAGGCCCUCUCCCACUACUACGCUGCCAUCGCCCUUUGCGACUGCCCAGCUGCGUCUGACGCGGAUCUCCCAGACCAUGAGAAAGCGUUCCUCCAGUUCCACGUCAGCGUGCCCGACGGGCCAGCCCUCUGCCAGCUCUUACAAGACCCCGAGGAGCGGAGGAAACUGGGGAAGGCGCACCUGAAGAAGGCCAUCAUGAGGCACGAGGAGGCCCUGCGGCUGCACAGCCUGUGCAAGAUCCUGCGGAAGAUGGACAUCCUCCAGGAGGUGCUCUGCUUCGCCCACAAGCGCUCCCUCAGCAAGUACGCCGAGAUCGACCACGAGGAAGACUUCUUUGAAACCGUGGAUGCGCCCGACAUUCACCCCAAAACACAUCAGAGACCAGAAGUCAAAUCCCCCAAUUUCUCCAAGGUGAAGGUCACGGACAUCUUCCACAGACUGGGCCCGCUUUCCGUUUUCUCUGCCAAGAACCAGUGGCAACCCCCGCGGAAGGCGCGCCUGCAGCGAGGUGACGGCGGCUUCGGCUUCACGCUCCGAGGGGAUUCCCCGGUCCUCAUUGCCGGGGUUGUCGCUGGAAGCUGUGCAGCGGAAGCCGGCCUGAAGGAGGGGGACUACAUCGUCUCCAUCAGCGACAAGGACUGCAGGUGGGCCAGACACUCGGAGGUGGUCCAGCUGCUGAAGGUGAUCGGGGACGAGGGGGUGGACGUCACCGUGAUUACGCUGCAGCCCCCCGACGGGCAGAGCACAGUGGAGAAGAAGUCAUCGGCGAUGUCUUCGGGCGCCGGCAGCCCACUGAAAAGCAACAAAGAGAACCGGCGGAAGAGCUUGCUGCCGGGGAAGGGGGCCAGCACGAUCCUGGCCUGGGGCCGGAGGAGUAAGCGCAGCACGUUCGGCCGCCCUUUUGCCGCAGUGGGAGACAACGACCAAGCCCACUGAGCGGCCCGGCUCCCUCACUUGU
This is a messenger RNA of Heteronotia binoei (common prickly gecko), 2050 nucleotides long. It is a transcript of the gene RHPN1, whose product is annotated as rhophilin Rho GTPase binding protein 1. Gene Ontology annotation, molecular function: protein binding. The transcript is spliced from 15 exons. Gene Ontology annotation, biological process: negative regulation of stress fiber assembly; signal transduction. The record is from RefSeq and is a predicted model, not a curated record. The coding region runs from base 1 to 2028 and encodes 675 amino acids. Lineage: Eukaryota; Metazoa; Chordata; Lepidosauria; Squamata; Gekkonidae.